UCGGCUCCCGCCCCUUCUCCGCCAUCAUCAAGUCCUGAACAAAAACGGAUGAGAGUCGAGCAAAAUGGGGGCAAUAACACGAAGUAGAGAUCAAAUCCACCAGCAACCCUAACGAAAUGUCAUUGCAAAGCGAAGAAGGGAGCGGAGCGGUGGCUUUUAAUGAUUCGGCUCGCAGCUGAAAACGUCCCUGGCAGCUCCUGGCGUUUCGUUAUUGUAGUUAGCAUUGUCGCUAACAGCAGCCAGAGCUYCUGAUCGUUUCCCGAUUUUCUCCGGGGGGGCACGGCUCUGCUUCUCGGUUAGCUGGAAGGCGUCAGUCUGACUGACACUUUCCUCAUGUCAAGUCGCAAAGACCUGCUGGCUGCUGUCCGACUGACUGCGAGCAUCGGGAUGGCGAGGGGUUUAGAGAAAAACGUUUGCAGACGGAAUGUGGUUCGUUCGUGUUGAGUAGACAUCAGAAACAAGGACGGGGGAGUGAGACCAAUAUUUUCCAGUCAGGACAGUUAGCUAGCUCCACAGCUAGCUACAGUGGAUCCCAAAAGCCACGGCGCUGGCCAUGCCGUCGAGUGUGCGGGCCGGGAGCCUGAAGGACCCGGAGGUGGCUGAGCUGUUCUGCAGGGAGGAUCCUGAGAAGCUCUUCACAGACCUGAGGGAGAUUGGUCAUGGGAGCUUUGGAGCAGUCUACUUUGCCCAUGACAUCCGCACAAAUGAGGUGGUGGCAAUCAAGAAGAUGUCCUAUAGUGGCAAACAGUCCAAUGAGAAAUGGCAGGAUAUCAUCAAGGAAGUGAAGUUCCUCCAGAAGCUGCGCCACCCCAACACCGUGGAGUAUCGGGGCUGCUACCUGAGAGAGCACACAGCCUGGCUGGUGAUGGAGUACUGCUUAGGUUCAGCCUCAGACCUCUUAGAAGUCCACAAGAAGCCCCUCCAGGAAGUGGAAAUAGCUGCGAUAACCCAUGGUGCAUUGCAGGGACUGGUGUAUCUUCAUUCUCACAACAUGAUUCACAGGGACGUGAAAGCAGGAAACAUCUUGCUAACAGAGCCAGGUCAGGUCAAACUGGGAGACUUCGGCUCUGCCUCUAUAGUUGCUCCGGCCAACUCUUUUGUGGGAACACCUUACUGGAUGGCCCCUGAGGUGAUCCUCGCCAUGGACGAGGGGCAGUAUGACGGGAAGGUGGAUGUGUGGUCACUUGGCAUUACCAGCAUAGAGCUGGCGGAAAGGAAGCCUCCUCUGUUCAACAUGAAUGCUAUGAGUGCCUUAUACCACAUCGCCCAGAAUGAGAGCCCUGUGUUGCAGUCCAAUCACUGGUCAGAUUAUUUCCGUAAUUUUGUGGACUCCUGUUUGCAAAAGAUUGCCCAGGACAGACCUACCUCUGAUGUGCUGCUGAAGCACCAUUUCCUAUGCAGAGAGCGUCCCAUGACCGUCGUGAUGGACCUGAUCGCACGCACUAAAGAUGCUGUCCGUGAGCUAGACAACCUUCAGUACCGCAAGAUGAAGAAAAUCCUCUUUCAUGAGGCACACAAUGGUCCGGCACCAGAAGGAGGCGAUGAUGAAGAGGAUGUGGAGCAGUAUAUGUUACACACCGGCACAGUCAACAGCAUGGAGAGCUCCCACUCUCUGCCGUCCAUGUCGAUCAGCGCCAGCUCCCAGAGCAGCUCGGUCAACAGCCUGGCAGACGGCUCAGACGACAGCGGGGAGAUGGCCAUGAUGCAGGAGGGGGAGCACACAGUCACCUCCAACAGCUCCGUCCUGCACAAACCCCUGAGCCAUGACAAUAUCUAUGAUGAUCCAUAUCAGCCAGAGGCCGAAUCACAACGAGAGGCUUCGUCKGGUGGCGGUGGCGGGGGAGGAGGAGGCGGCAGACGUCGGCGCAGAGAUCACUUCGCCACCAUCAGGACAGCUUCACUGGUCACUCGUCAGAUCCAGGAACACGAACAGGGAUCGGCUCUCAGAGAGCAAAUGUCUGGGUACAAGCGGAUGCGGCGGCAGCACCAGAAGCAGCUGAUGGGCCUGGAGAACAAGCUGAAGUCAGAGAUGGAUGAACACCAGCUGAGACUGGACAAAGAGCUGGAGAAUCAGAGGAACAACUUCUCUAUGGAAGUAGAAAAACUGUCCAAGAAGCACCAGGCGGUCCUGGAGAAGGAGACAAAGGCUGUCCUGACUGAGGAGAAGAAGUUCCAGCAGCACAUCCUGGGCCAGCAGAAGAAGGAACUGACCGGUCUGCUUGAUUCCCAGAAGCGACAGUAUCGACAGCGCAAGGAGCAGCUUAAAGAGGAACUGAAUGAGAACCAGUCGACACCAAAGCGGGAGAAACAGGAAUGGUUGGUGCACCAGAAGGAGUGCAUGCAGCAGCUGCAGGCAGAGGAAGAGGCCGGUCUGCUGAGGAGGCAGAGGCAGUAUUAUGAGCUCCAGAGUCGCCAAUAUAAGAGGAAGAUGCUGCUGGCCCGCCACAACCUGGAGCAGGAUCUGCUCAGAGAGGAUUUGAACAAGAAGCAGACUCUGAAGGACCUGGAGUGUGCCAUGCUGCUGCGCCACCACGAGUCCACCCAGGAGCUGGAGUUCCGGCAGCUGAGUUUGGUGCAGCGCACGCGGGCCGACCUGAUCCGCACGCAGCACCAGACGGAGCUCACCAACCAGAUGGAGUACAACAAGAGGCGCGAGCAGGAGCUGCGUCAAAAACACGCCGUGGAGGUCCGCCAGCAGCCCAAGAGCCUGAAAGUGAGUGAGAGCGGGGGGUCUCCUGAGGAGAGCCCGUCGACUGAGGGUCUGAGCAGCAGCUGGGACCGUGAGACAGGCCCCGUAGAAGAUGAGGGGGGCGGUGAGGUAGGAAGAGAGCUGUAUGAUGAUGGAGAUGAGCUUGACGGAGUUGUAGAACUCAGAGAUGAGGAUUAUAGAGAUGGGGUGGGGGAUCAGGGGGUGUCUGAGGCUGACAGGAAGUUUGAGAUGGAUGAAGAGGACGAUGAAACGAAGGGAACUGGUGACAGAGAUGUUGAUCAAUGGAAACUGGGAGAGAGCGAAGAGUUGAGGGAAGUAGAGGGGGUUCAGUGGGAAUAUGAGGAGGAUUACAGUAAAAUGUCUCCUGUAGAUGUCGAUGAUGAGGAGGAGGAGGAGGAGGAAGAGGGCAGGGGUGUGGCUGAUGGUUGUCCAUCAGAGCUCAUCUCAUCGUCGAGCCCAGAAAAGCGACGGCACCGAGACAUCGAUGAGCUGUCAGAGUUUUACUUCCCUGAACCCACAGCAGAGCUGGAGCCCGGUCCUGUCUCGCCUCCUCCUCCUCCCCCACCGCUCGCCUCCCUCCCCUCACUCUUUUCUCACGCCAUCUGCCUCCUCCUCUCUCUUUCUGCUGCUGCCCAUCCCUCCAACCUCACUUUGAUGCUGCUCUCCAUCUUCCUCCUCUCCCUCCGUCGCUCGCCGCCCCUCCCCUCCGUGGCUUCUCUCAUCCUCUCUGCUGAGCUGGCGUUCUUGGCGCUCUUCUUCUCCUACCUCCUGCUGCGCUCCUGCUGCUCCCUGUCCCUCUCCACCUUCUUGUCGUUCAGCCUUUGGACCAGCGCCCUCUUCAGUUUGGGCCUCUCCUUCAGUUUGGGGAUUUACUACAUCCCCAUUAUCCUCAUCUCCGCCUCCUUCCUCAGCUCCCCCUCCCUUUUCCUUUCCCUCUACCUGGUUGUGGUCCUGGUGGUCAGGCCAGCUCGCAACUUCUUCCAGCAUGCGCCUCGUAAAAUCAACCGCUUGUGCAUGCGCGUCCUCUUCCGGCUUCCUCGACCCCUGUUCGCCAUGUGCCAGUCAGUCCUGGGGGGUGUGGCAGAGCGAAACCUUUAUGAAAUGUUCCCCAAAGCUGGGCGUAACUGGGGGGUGCGCCAGUCCAGGAUUCCAGUUCCACUGAAGAGCUUGCCUUUAGAGUGUCAGGCCCGCUGCAGUGGCACCUCUCUGCUGUCCAAGUGCCUCCUCUGGGGGAGGCGCUUCAGUAGACGCCCGCUGGGGGUCCUGGCAGACUUUACUAACACCAUAGUCCUAAAACUGGUCCGACUGGUUGUUCUAAAACUGCCCGUCGGAGUGCGUGCAAAGCUCCAAACUCUGGGUCUCUUGAAGAAGGAGCUCCCGAGCCGGUUGCCCCGACUGCUCCCCCGGGAGGUCAGGGAGAGGAGGCAAAAGGAGAGGAAGAGGAGAGAGAUGGAGAGGAAGAGGAGGGAGGAGAGGGUGAGGAUGUUUCGGGAGGAGGCGAGGUGGGAGUGUGGGUUGAGGCGAACUUCAUCUGGAAGGUUUGUCCGGGGUAAAAUCCGCCCGUGGAGAUAGCUGGAAGCAGAGGGAGGUGUGUGGGUGAUGCGUUCGUGUGAGCUCRGUCAUCAUCACGCUCUGCGUUCCAUUUGUCAACCAUUGUUUGUGUUUUUGGUUUGGGCCCACAUGUUUCUCCUUUUUAGAUCAUUUCUGAACGGGUUUGUGAUCACACAUCUUAAAAAUUAGCCUCCUUUUAGCAGCACGUGUGUACGUGUGCGCACUCCGGCUGAAACAGAUUUUUUGGCUGGUGAAGCUGUAUUUAAAGUGAACGUACGAGCACGAAGCCAUACUGUUACCAGGUCUACAGACUGAUCAAACAGUUAUCUCAAAUCCAGUGAAUCUUAACAUUUUAAUAUUGUGCUUUUUGUAAAAGUUCCUUAAAGUUUCUUAAAUAUUUUUAUUUUGCUCUUAAU
Molecule: messenger RNA, 4677 nt
Organism: Austrofundulus limnaeus
Lineage: Eukaryota; Metazoa; Chordata; Actinopteri; Cyprinodontiformes; Rivulidae
Gene: taok2b
Product: TAO kinase 2b
Exons: 17
Coding region: 554-4282 (1242 amino acids)
Biological process (GO): protein phosphorylation
Cellular component (GO): cytoplasm
Molecular function (GO): ATP binding; protein serine/threonine kinase activity
Source: RefSeq, a predicted model, not a curated record